Molecule: messenger RNA, 1146 nt
Organism: Microcebus murinus (gray mouse lemur)
Lineage: Eukaryota; Metazoa; Chordata; Mammalia; Primates; Cheirogaleidae
Gene: PTF1A
Product: pancreas associated transcription factor 1a
Biological process (GO): regulation of transcription by RNA polymerase II; developmental process
Molecular function (GO): DNA-binding transcription factor activity, RNA polymerase II-specific; RNA polymerase II transcription regulatory region sequence-specific DNA binding; protein dimerization activity
Source: RefSeq, a predicted model, not a curated record
AUGGACGCCGUGCUGUUGGAGCACUUCCCCGGGGGCCUGGACGCCUUCCCUGCUCCUUACUCCGACGAGGAGGACUUCUUCACGACCAGUCCUCCCGCACCUCUGGAGGACGGCGAUGAGCUGCUGGCGGACGAGCGCGAGGUGGAGUUCCUCAGCCACCAGCUGCACGAGUACUGCCACCGCGACGGCGCGUGCCUGCUGCUGCAGCCCGCGCCCUCGGCCGGCCCGCUCGCGCUCGGCGCCGCCUCGGGGGCCCGGGAGCCGGGGGACGGCGGCGGCUACUGCUGCGACGCGGGGCCCCCCGGCGGCUUCCCCUACUCGCCCGGCUCGCCGCCCUCCUGCCUGGCCUACCCGUGCGCGCGGGCGGCCGUGCUGUCCCCGGGCGCGGGCGGCCUGGGCGGCGCGGCGGCGCGGCGGCGCCGGCGGGUGCGCUCCGAGGCCGAGCUGCAGCAGCUGCGGCAGGCGGCCAACGUGCGCGAGCGGCGGCGCAUGCAGUCCAUCAACGACGCCUUCGAGGGGCUGCGCUCGCACAUCCCCACGCUGCCCUACGAGAAGCGCCUCUCCAAGGUGGACACGCUGCGCCUGGCCAUCGGCUACAUCAACUUCCUCAGCGAGCUCGUGCAGGCCGACCUGCCGCUGCGCGGCGGCGGCGCGGGCGGCUGCGGGGGGCCGGGAGGCGGCGGGCGCCUGGGCGGGGACAGCCCGGGCAGCCAGGCCCAGAAGGUCAUCAUCUGCCAUCGGGGCACCCGGUCACCCUCCCCCAGCGACCCGGAUUAUGGCCUCCCUCCGCUUGCAGGACACUCUCUCUCAUGGACUGAUGAGAAACAACUCAAAGAGCAAAAUAUUAUCCGGACAGCCAAAGUGUGGACCCCAGAGGACCCCAGAAAACUCAACAGCAAAUCUUCCUUCAGCAACAUAGAAAACGAACCGCCCUUCGAGUUUGUGUCCUAAGUCCCAGGCUGCGGCCCGACCGCGUCUCUGUGCAUGUUGUGCAUGUAAAUAUCUGUAAUGGGAAUGUAAUUUAAGAAUCAGAUUUUUCUAAUGGCAAUCAACUCUUUGUUAUUUAUCUAUUUAUUACCCUGUUAAUGAAAUAGGUGCUCUCUUUUUAAAUAUAUAAUUUAUAUAAUUUAUCCUGAUUUUCUGAAA